Molecule: messenger RNA, 827 nt
Organism: Camellia sinensis
Lineage: Eukaryota; Viridiplantae; Streptophyta; Magnoliopsida; Ericales; Theaceae
Product: FKBP-like peptidyl-prolyl cis-trans isomerase family protein
Cellular component (GO): chloroplast thylakoid lumen
Molecular function (GO): peptidyl-prolyl cis-trans isomerase activity
Source: RefSeq, a predicted model, not a curated record
AAAAUGUGGAUGAAAUUGAGGAUGUUAUCCUCUCUCUCUCUACACAACCAACUGGUUUCCUUUAUUUUUCCCUCUCACUUUCUCUCCUAACUGUCACUUCCAACUGUCCCAAUGGAACUCUCCCUCCUGCCUUACCACCAUCACAAACCCGCCUUCCUUCCCCAUUCUCUCUCCUCCAUUUUCAUCUCAAGGAAGAGACCCUUCAACAGAAACACAUCUGUAUUGUCAUGUCGUUGCUCAUCUUCUUCUUCCCCAGAGGCUACAGCUAAAGCACCCACACUCUCUUCACAAUGCCAGGGAAGGAGGGCAUUGAUGGCUUGUCUUCUGUCAGCAGCUGCUGGCAUUUCUGUCUGUGACGUGGCUGGUGCAGUAAGCACAAGCAGAAGAGCACUUAGAGGAGAAAAGAUACCUGAGAGUGAUUUUAAAACCCUUCCCAAUGGCUUAAAGUAUUAUGAUUUGAAGGUUGGGGGUGGAGCAGAGGCUGUGAAGGGAUCUCGAGUUGCAGUCCACUAUGUAGCUAAAUGGAAAGGCAUCACUUUUAUGACAAGUAGACAGGGACUUGGUGUUGGUGGUGGAACACCUUAUGGAUUUGAUGUUGGUCAAUCGGAGAGGGGCACAGUCCUCAAAGGAUUAGAUUUAGGUGUUCAAGGCAUGAAAGUAGGAGGCCAGCGAGUGCUGAUAGUUCCUCCUGAGUUAGCUUAUGGAAGCAAAGGGGUACAGGAAAUCCCUCCAAAUGCGACAAUUGAGGUAAUUUGUUUCUACGUAUUAUCUAAGUUUCAAUUUGAGAAGGGUAACAACGAAUCUUGGUAGCCUGAUGAUGGCUCCAU